Molecule: messenger RNA, 1709 nt
Organism: Phycomyces blakesleeanus NRRL 1555(-)
Lineage: Eukaryota; Fungi; Mucoromycota; Mucoromycetes; Mucorales; Phycomycetaceae
Exons: 1
Coding region: 1-1506 (501 amino acids)
Source: RefSeq, a predicted model, not a curated record
AUGUCUUCCCAACACUCUGCUGCCAACUCUCUUCCUCGUGAAGAACAAAGCCCUCUUACCGAAGUUGGUAUUCCCUCUCCUGUUCUGAAUGAACAGACACAUCUCACCGAAAUUGGUGACAUUUCUCCUCUCCUUGGAUCCACCGCUCUUUCCAUCGAUGGUGAUAUUGAAAUGAUAUACACCAGUCUUGAUUCCUUGCCACCUCUUUCAGUUGUUGGUUCUGUCCCUCCUACUCCUGUGCCUACCGUCCCAUCAGCCGUUAAUAGCAACACUAGUAGUUCCAUCACUUUGGAAAUGUUGUUAGCUUCUGCGAAGGAAGACCUUAGCAUAAAGAAGAACAACUUUUAUGUGGCUUAUGCUAACUAUGUGGCUCUUUCGAAGGUCAACCCCAUGUCAGACGCGGCCAGACAUGCUUCUUCCAUUAAAAAGGAAGCUCAAGAAUUGUUUGAGGAUGCCCAGAAGACCCUCAAGGUGCUUGAAAAAGCCAACGCCCCUCCUGCUAUUCUUGAAGACAAGAAGAGCAUGGUAGUCCCUAGCAACUUACCUUUCUUGCAGCUCUGCACGGAAACCAGGGUGAAGCAAAAUCGUGACGUGUUUGACUCUGUGUACGAUUUUUGCCAAGAAUUCACUAUGGUUUUAGAGUCUCAUUCCCUGUCCUUGGACUCAUGCUGGGAGCGUCUGCUUCCCAUAUGCCUGAACAAGGAGGAAAGAUCCUGGUUUGAAGACAAACUAAAGGGAAAGGCGUACAAGUGGAAGAAGGCAGAAGGGAUUCUGCUGGAUCACUAUGAUACUCCUUUCAGAAGAUUUCUGAACAUGGGUCGCGUGUGGAAAAUGAUGCAGAAGAAAGGUGAGUCAGUUCGUGCGUUUGGAGCUAAAUUUCAAACAGCUAGAAGACAAGCGUCCUUGGAGGAUGGUAUCCAGAUGGUUCUUUGUUUCUGGUGGAACUUGCGCCCGGAAGUCCGGGAAGCAAGCCUGAUCCCAUUGUCGGCCAACUAUGGCACCAAACUGCCCUCCAAAGUGGAGGAUAUAAUCUCGUUAGUCAGUGUAGCCACUAGCGAUUCCACGGUCCUACUCAACCAACCUGCGGAGUCUGGCACCCCUGCCAAAUGGAAGUCAUUUGCCGAUGCCCAUAGCAUCUCCUCUUCAAUAAGCCACAAGGGAAAGAAGAGAGCUAUUGCCAGGGACAAUGAUCCUAAGCACGCCAAGAAGUCUUGGAAUUUUAAGAAGGCAAUCAAAGAUAAUGUUUGCUUUUCUUGCAAAGGUGCUUGGGAGAAGGGUCACACCUGUCCUGAAAGGGAUAAUUACUUGACAAAGGUGUCAAGAAUGGCUGUGCGCUCAUCUGCUGAUAGAUCAGUAGCUUCCUCCCCUACUUGUGGUGGUUUCCCCCCUUCUCGUGAUAGUCAUUUCUCUGUUCGUGGCAACUCUUCCCCUGUUGGUAGUUCCUCAACGUCGUGGUCGAUGGACCAAGAUAACACAAGUGCUUUGGCCAAGAUGGCCUUGAAUUAACCAUCGCCUUGUUGGACUGUGGCGCUACAUUCAGUUCUGUGGAUAAGAAUUUUUGUUUACAGAAUAAAAUAUCUAUUAAUUAUGUAAAUCACAUCAACAAAGAUUUAGUGAACAAUUCCAAUGUUCAUAAGUAUUUUAUUCGUUUGGCUGAUAGCAAUACACAUAUUAAAAGAAUUGGCACUUGUGUGAUCAGUAUAACUUGU